Tetrahymena thermophila SB210 is the source of this 1974-nucleotide messenger RNA. RefSeq lists its product as hypothetical. Lineage: Eukaryota; Ciliophora; Oligohymenophorea; Hymenostomatida; Tetrahymenidae. The record is from RefSeq and is a predicted model, not a curated record. The transcript is spliced from 7 exons. Gene Ontology annotation, molecular function: protein binding.
AUGAUAGGUCUGAGAGAUAAAAGCCCUUUAAGCACUAACUAAUAUUCCAAACAAUAGUAACCUAAAUAUGAGUAAAAAUAGCUAAAAAUAAGAAUGAAUGACAUUUCUAUAAGCAACUUUUCAACUCCUCUACUUUCUAUGAUGAUGUCUUAAAAUAUAGAGUUAAGUAAUAUAUUAGAAUUAAACUUAUCAGGCAACCUCUUAACUUCUAUGCCAAAUUUAAUCGACUUGAAAUGCCUUAAGAAUUUAAAUGUUGCUGCAAACAAAAUUUCUUCAAUAAAAGACAUGAAAUUACCAAACUCAUUGCAGGAUUUAAAUCUUUCUAAAAACUGCAUAACAUACUUGUUUGAAAGAGAUACUAAGGGGCAGGCAAUAAGUUUUUUCAAGGAUCUAACAAACUUAUCUAGAUUGUUUUUGAGUGAAAAUUCAAUUGAAUAACUGCAUUCAUGUAUUUUUACAUCUUCAGCAAGAACACUUAAAUAAAUCGACAUUUCUUAAAAUAAAAUUAAGAAAGGCUUGAUUUGUUUUUCAUUCCUUACCCACCUAGAAAUACUGAAUUUAAGUUCAAACAAGUUAGAUGAUAUCUAAGAGUUCAAAAAGUUAGAUGCGAAACUACCUUUUCUAGAAACAAUAGACAUUUCUUAAACUGAAUUAGAUGAAAAAUAUGGGUAAAAAUGUGAAGAGUAUAUCAAAAAAUUUUUCUCAGAAAAAACAAAAGUACUUAUAGGCAAAAAUUAAAAACUUUAAAAAAAGUUUAAUGAUGUCACCUGCCAUCCUUUAAACAAGAAGAAUAGCAUCUUUUAGAGUAGCACUGCCAUCAAAAAACCUUGCUUAAAUCCAAAUAAAAUUUUCAAAAGCUUGCUGAAGGAUGAGAAAAAGAAUGAAAAAAAUGAAAAAAAAUAAGUUGAGUUAACUUCUUAUUCUCUAGAAAGGUAUAAUCGAUAAAUUUAAUCAGCUCAAAACCAAAGUGAAAACAAUCAAAAUGAAGAAAAGCAUGUUAAUUAGAAUCAAACUCAAUCAAUUAAAAAUAAAAACUAAUCUAAAUCAACUUUGACAGAUCAUAAUCAAAUUAAAAUUGAACCAUCAAGACACAAAAGAAUUCAAUCAGCAUACAGCGGAAACUAAACUAGCUAUAAAUUAGAAGAAAAAAAUCAACAACUCACCCAACUUUAAGACAGCUAAUUUUAUAUCAAGUAUUAACCUAACAGCUCUAGGCACUCGAGUUUUACUUUACCUGUUGUUGAAGAAUAGCCAGAAUUGAAUCAUGUUCUUGAAAAUUAAAAAACCAAAAACUCUAAAAUAUUACUGAAUGAUUUUUAAAAUCAAAUUCCUUUUAAGUAAUAAACAGAAACCACCCAGAAUGAUAACAGUAACUCAAUGAAUACCUUCCAAACACCUAUAAGGUCUCAUGUUAGAAGUCCUUCAGCACCCCUUUAAGAUAUGAAAUGGAAAUAUUUGAGCCAAAACUCUAUAAGCUCUGUCAACUACAAUAAUUACAGCAUUGAUACAUCACCAUUUGAAUUACCCCUAACGCAAUCAAGUUAGAAAAAUAAAAAUUCUUAGAUUGAACAUAAGAAUGCUGGUUUACAUAACAGUUUGUAAUAAGAACAUCAACAAUAAGUGAACUAGAAUAAUCUAAUGUGUGAUUUUUAUUAGUAACUGAAUUCUCAAUUACAGAUGCAGGUACAAUCUAAAGAACAAAUCAAGAAUACCAACUAAAUGCUAAACCCAGAUCAUGAACAUUUAUAAAAUCAACUCAACCAAAAAUUCUUCAUCCAAAAUUUAUGCUAAAUUCUUUAAACUCAUGUAUUUAAGAAUGACCCAAGCUUUAGCUUAGAAAAGUUAGAGGAUGCUUUCAACAAUGGACAAAAAUAAUUUUUGACUUAAUUGAAAUAGUAUUUAAUUAAACUAGAAUGUAUCAAAUUUUAAGACUAAAUCAAUCCAUAUGAUUUUAAUAUUUUUAAUAAUUGUUGA